CUAAAGGAAAUUUUGGAAAUUUGGAAUCUGGUGUCACUUUUGAAGGACAACAUCCUACUAUUGUCAUGGCAGACCUAUCAGGCUGGAAAAGCAAUCCAUUAUUUAUUAUUUUUACUGGUCUUUCCCUUAUGUGUGAUGUGCCACCUCUCCUUUUAAAUGAAAAGGAAAGGAAAUGCUUACAUGAUAACAUAAAUAACCUCUGUAAUAAUUUCGAUUUAAUUCAAUAA
This is a messenger RNA of Dentiscutata erythropus, 227 nucleotides long. The record is from the annotation of a GenBank genome assembly. Lineage: Eukaryota; Fungi; Glomeromycota; Glomeromycetes; Diversisporales; Gigasporaceae.